Tachysurus fulvidraco (yellow catfish) is the source of this 7504-nucleotide messenger RNA. RefSeq names its product MIA SH3 domain ER export factor 3 (gene mia3). The transcript has 28 exons. Gene Ontology annotation, molecular function: protein binding. Lineage: Eukaryota; Metazoa; Chordata; Actinopteri; Siluriformes; Bagridae. Gene Ontology annotation, biological process: protein secretion; vesicle cargo loading; endoplasmic reticulum to Golgi vesicle-mediated transport. Gene Ontology annotation, cellular component: endoplasmic reticulum membrane; endoplasmic reticulum exit site. The record is from RefSeq and is a predicted model, not a curated record. Bases 1092 to 6794 code for a protein of 1900 amino acids.
UUCUGACAGGUGCUACAUUGCUUUGCUUAUCAAAACUGCCAGACACAAAACCAGUUUCUAACCCCAGACUAUCACCCUGAUUAACAACUCACCAUAAUUAUAUUCCAUGCUUCAUAUCUUCAUUUCAUGUUACACACAAAAGCAUAAUAUUGUACAAUAUUGCUAUUUGCACUGCCAUACACGUCUUACACUUUAUGUACAUAACUGAUCAGUCAUAUAUUCUGUAUUCUGUACUUGUACUGUCUAUAUUGUAUCUCAUCGUCUGUAUUGUCUUGUAUAGUCUGUAUUGUCUUGUAUUGUCUAUAAUGUAUCACAUCCUCUGUACUGUAUCACAUCCUCUGUAUUGUCUUGUAUAGUCUAUAUUGCAUCAUAUCGUCUGUAUUGUCUUGUAAAAUCUGUAUUGUAUCAUAUCAUCUGUAUUGUCUUGUAUAGUCUGUAUUGUAUCACAUCGCCUGUAUUGUCUUCUAUAGUCUGUAUUGUAUCACAUCGCCUGUAUUGUCUUGUAUAGUCUAUAUUGUCUUGUAUUGUAUAGAAUAGUGUUAUUUAUGUCAGUACCUUUGAGAGUCACAAACAGCUGGAACCAAAGUCCUUGUCUGUGUCAACACAUUUGGUCUGAUAAUAAACCUAUUUCUGAUUCUGAUUCAGAAUAAUGUAUGUGAAUUUUUGUAAUUCUUAAGGAUGAGUAUAAAAGAAAAUAGUAAAAUACAAUCUUCAACGACUCACUAAGGCUUAUGAAUAUAAUGUGAAUAUUAUACUAAACAUAAAAUUGUAUCUACCAGUAUGCAAAUGAGUCCGUGUAUUUGAUUACAUCUCAUAAUUUAGACCACAUCAAUUAAGGUACAAUUGAACCUUACCACACUUUUUGUGAGGUAAUCGAUCAUAUCCACUCACUUUCAUUGCAGUUUAAUUAAAUCUUAGGGGACGAUAAAGCAGGUUUGAACCCUGUCCCUUUAAUUUUCCUGCCUGUUUGUGUGUAACAUGAUCCAGGAUCUGUUCAGCUCUGAGCUGCUGCAGCACCGCGGAUGUGCUGACGUGUCCUGCUUGUGUGUGUGUGUGUGCAUGUGUGUGUGUUUGUGCUUCACCAAGGCAGAAUGACUGGACUCAAAUCACGUUUUAAUAUUUUUAUCCUAUUUAUCUGCGUAUGUUUUUCCAAAGCGUCGGUAGAUCGUCGGUUCUCUGACUUUAAAAGAUGCGCCGAUGACGACUGUAGCAUGCUUCUUUGCCGGGGGAAAGCGUCAAAAGACUUCCCUGGUCCAGACUGUCGUUUUCUGUCCUUUAAAACAGGAGAGACUAUAUAUGUGUACUAUAAACUCUCAGGACAGAGGUCAGAUAUCUGGGCAGGAAGUGUUGGUAACAACUUUGGCUAUUUUCCAAAGGACUUUCUGAACAUUAAUCACAUAUAUACAGAAAAGGAAAUAGAAGUACCAGCUGAGGAAACUGAUUUUGUGUGCUUUGACACUGGCCUUGAUAAAUUUGAAAGCUACGAUGUUGAUGCGCUGCUACAAAACUCAGCGUUAAAUGAGGUCGAUGAACCGAGCGAUGAAACAGAAGAACUAUCUCUCAGUGAGGAGCCUGCUAAGGAUGGAGAGACGGAAGAAACCAGCAGAGACCUCAUAAACUCCGACUCAUUGCAUACAGGAAGUGAAGAUGAACACAUAGAUGACUCGGAGGAUCAUGACAACGUUGAGUUGCCAGACUCUGAAACUGCAACACUAGCGUCAGAAACAACAGCUUCAUAUGAAAAGGAUAAAGACGGUGAUGGUGACAGUGACUCUGCUGAAGGUGAAGGUGCUGAUGGUGAUUCUGAGAUAGUCAUUCCAGAUGAACAUCUAGCUAAGGAUAAUGGAGUUUUUGAAAAGAAAACUGACCAUAUUACACCGGUGGAAGCCUCCUCUCAAUUGAAAACAACUUUAGGUGAAACGUUUGACGCUGUUACCUCAGAUGAUGAAAAAACACAGAAGGUAACCCCCUAUGAUGACGAUGAUGAUGAAGAUGAAAAUCAGAGCAAUGACUUAGCUGAGCAACCAAUUGAGGUAGAAGAGGAAAGUCUGAAAAAGCCUUCACUGCUUACUUUUGAAGAGAGGUCACAUUAUCUUGAGGACGAUGUUCCUGGUGCAGCUGAGUCAGAAGAUAAACACGUGACAUUACAGAAAGGCAAAAUGCCUAUCGGUGAUGAAGCAACUAAGGAUGGUGAGACAGGAGAAACCAGCAGGAACGUUGUCGAAUCACACAAAGAAGACGACGACGGUGGUGAUUUGCAAGAUUCUAAAACUAAUCAACUGCCAACGGAAGCAAAAGCUUCAUAUGAUGCUGAUUAUGAUCAGGAGCAAUCUGCAGACAAUGUUAUUCCAGAUGACCCUCCAUCUAAGGAUGAUGGAGUUUUCGAAAAGAAAAGCGCCCAUACCACACCGGUGGAAGCCUCCUCCCAAUUAAAAACCACUUUAGGUGAAACUUUUGAUGCUGUUAUCUCAGAUGAUAAAUACACACAGAAGGUCACACCCCAUGAUGAUGAUGAUGAUGAUGAUGGCGAUGGUGAUGAUCAGAGCAAUGACUUUGAGGUUGAGGAACCAGUUGAAUUAGAAGAGAAAAGUGUGAAAAAGCCUUCGCUGCUUACUUUUGACGAGAAGUCUCGUUAUACUAAGGACAACAUUCCCGAUGCUGCCAUGUCAGAAGAUAAGCAACCUCCUGCUUCUAUUGAUGCAACAAAAGAUGAGGGUAUGUGGUCUAAUUUUGGGGACACAGUUUUUAAAAUUGUAAGCGGAGGCGAGAGAACCGAUUUACUUGAGGAUGACGAUGACAACGACGAUGACGAUGACGAUGACAAGGAGGAGGAGGAAAAUGCUCACACUAAAACAACUGAAAAAGAUGUAGUUGACAUUAAGACCAUAUCGGUUCAUGACUCUGAAACAACUGAAGCAAUGAAACCGUCCAUUAACGACUCUGUAAAGGAGGACAGUCGGUAUACUAAUCUACAGGAACAAAACCCCGAUGUCUUAAAAUAUAAUGAAGAAUUAGAGGAGAUUAAGGGCAAAUCUUUAGAGCCGAAUGAGAUGCUUAUUAAUGGUGUGGAAUCUGAAUCCAUUCCUCCAACAUCACUGUUAGAAGAUGUAAAGCAAGUGCUGGACAAACCCACCGAAAAAACUAUUUUAAAGCCGAACCCUAGUGAAAUCAUGACCCAAACAUCUGAGGCUCUCGUCCGUGAACAUGCUCUUGAUGAACAAAUACACAGAGUUAAAAAUGAAAUUAUCAGUGUAUUUGAAGGUGCACUGGAAACAGAAAAACUGCCCGAAGAACCUGACAUUGAGGAGGAAGAGGAGGAGCAUGCCGAGGAGCUGCUAGAAGAUGAAAAUGCUCUUUUAUCCACGAAAACCAAGCUCAGCGAUGAAGAAGAAUCCAUUAAAAACACCAGCCGUGAAUCUCAGUCAGAAGAAAACGAAUUAUCCCCACCUAAACAACCACAUGGCAACUUACCAGAAGCAGCAAAUAAGAACAUGUCAGAACAGAAGACAAGCCAUGAUGUCAGCUCUGACCCCGAACCAACAUUAACAAGCAUCUCAGACUCUGCAACUGAUAACGGAAACGAUAGAAAAUCUGACAGACCCGGUGCUGAUCCAGUCGUCAACGAAAAGCCGGAAUACAGCGACAGGGUGCGGAGACUUACGCUUUUAAGGGAACACUUUAAGGAUGAUGAAAUCGAACGCAUUUUGCGCCAUCUCAGUGUUAAAGACCUUUACAGAAUUGAAGCGAUGUUCAACGACUUGGAUCAUCAGCUACAGUCUGCCAGGCAGUCAUACUCUCAGAACAGUGUGGACCUAGAAAACGCACUGGAGAGUAUUCUGGAAGUGUCCGAAAACACCAUACUCAAUGAGAUCGACAAAAUGCUGGAUGCUCGGGAGCAAAGGGCUCUGGACCUCGGACAGCAGCUCGACCAAGUCAUGAUCGAUGAGGAAGCUGCUAUUUUGGAUGACUUUCAGGAGUUGGCUUUUUCUCUUCAUCAGAAAUACAGUGCCAGCGUGGUGUUGGUCAAAGAGAGCCAGUCUCAAUUGGAAAUGGCAGAGAACGUGUCUGAAGAGGUAGAAAUUCCAGUGGAAACCAUCCCACUGACUGAAGUCACCGAAACUCCAGAAGUUCCUCUUGAAGCUGCUGAGUUGUUCACUGGUCAGGAAGGUGAAUCCCGUAGCCAGGACGUGGGCCCUGGGGAAGAUGCAGGGCAUUUCAAUAAAAACGAAGACAAUCAAGCAGCCUUGCAGGACACUACAGACAUUCAGAGAGGCCCACAAGCGAUUUUGGAGAAUCCUUUGGACGUUUUAGGAUUUGAAAUCGACCCAUCUUCAGAUUCACUGGACUCUUCAAGGGCUACUGAUUUCUCUGACAAGCAAGCACAUCAUCAAGCAAGCACAUCGACCUCGGAUCACGCUCGGGACUUCUUUCUUCUUGCAUCUGAAUUUAUUGGAGUGUAUGCAGAAAUUCUUAUUGCUGCUUUGCCUGAGGAAUGGCAACCCGGUCCUACGUUCCACGGUCUGCCCUGGAAGCCUGUGGUCGUUUCAGCCGUGGUGGGAGUUCUCACAAUAGUGGUGUUCAUGUGGAGGACCGUUCUUUCUGUCAAAAGCAGGAUGUAUCUCUUAACAGAAAAGCAACUCGCAGGGAGGAUUCAGCAGCUGAUCAACGAGAAAUCAGAAGUCGUCAACAAAAUAACUGAACUAAACAAUGUGAUUAAGCAACAUGAAGAAAAGCUGAACAAUUCAGAAGAGUCACAAUCAUCUCUAAAGCAGGAUUUUAACGAUCUCAAGACACAUUACGAAGAUCUCAACAUGCAGAAGGAGAAGCUGUCUGUUCAUUUCGCUCAUCUCUGUGAGAAAAUUGCAAAUGCGCAGGAAGAGAACAAAACUCUGACAGAGAAGAUAUCUGCAAUGCAUCAAGGAAUUAACGACUAUCAGAAAACCCUAAAAGUGUACGACGAGGAACGCUCAAAGGUUCAGAUUCUCAUGGAUGAAGCUAAAGACAGAGAAGAUGCCCUGAAGGCUGAGGUGCUGUCAUUUGAAAAGGACAACUGUGCCCUGAAAGAACAAAAGAAAUCUCUGUUGCAAGACGCCAAGGACUGGCAAGAGAAACACGGAAAGCUGAGCGAGGAAAUCAAGGUUUACCAUCAAAGGCAAACGGAGCUGGAGAACGCCCUCGUGCACAAAGCAAACGAAAUUGACGUUCUGUCCGGAUGCAUCGCUGAACUCAAAAGCCUCGAGUCGUGUAACGACACAGAGCCGGGGAACGACAAGAACGGUGAUCCACUGAAGCUGCAUCUUAAACAGAUGAUGGAUGUCUCAAGGAUCAAGGCAACUCUUUCAGUCAUCGAGGAUGAGCGGAAUCGCUUGUUUGAAAACUUCAUGGCUGAACAGAAAGCCAGACAGGAACUCGAAGAGAAAUUUCAGAAGGUCAUCCGUGACCAAACAAAUCUGAAAAAUGAGAAAACCCAUCUGGAGAACCAGUACAAGAACCUCCAACAGCGACUAGAAAUUACAACUGAACUGUACCACCAGAAAGAAAAUAUCUUACACCAGAAAUUGACUCAGGAAGAGAUGGAGCGCCACGAAAAGGAGAGCAAGCUGUCCGAGGUGGACGGCCGAGCCUUACAAGCCGAAGAGGAGCUGAACCGACUCAGGCAGAAAGUGAAAGAGAUGCAGGAAGAAAUGCAGCAAAACGAGAGAUCUCUUAAGGCCGAGAUUGCUGUUCAGGAGAAGAAAGCCCAUGAGAACUGGAUAAAAGCCCGUGCUUCUGAGCGAUCCUUGGUAGAAGAGAGGAGAGAAUGUGCUAAUCUGCGUCAGAAGAUCGUGGAGUGUAGCGACAAAAUGUCGGAUUUAGAGCAUGCGCUGUACAAGUCGGGUCCUCCGGACCGUCACAUGCCCCCCGCACAGAGAGCGGAUUCGUACGGGCCUUCCCCCGUGAGCGGUGGUGCUCCUUCUCCACCUUUAAUGAUGGAGGAUCCGGGACGCCCUCCAUCCGGUUCCAUCGGACGAAGGAGUGAGCCAUUCGGGCCACGACAGCUUCUGGACAACCACGGACGCUCCGGGGACCUCGGACAUCCGCUACCAUUUCGGCCAGAAAUGUCCCUCCCUCGCACUUCUUCUCCUUGCACACAGGACGGAUCUCAAAACCCUCCAAUAGAUGCACAGGCUGAGGUCACAGUUCAGGCCUUCACUGAUCCUGCAGAGGCAAUCUCCCAGAAGUCUCAGAGACAGGGCUCAUUUCUCCCAUCGCCGAUCAGGGAUUCUCCUGUCCCUGCUCCACACAUCCUUCCAAAGGCUUAUGGUCCCCAACCAAUGGGUGGACCACUUCCUCCAAUGAACGGGCCACUUCCUCCAGCGAUGCGACCACCCAAUGGACAUCCAGCCAUGAUGCAUCCUGGACGGCAUUUUGGACCUGAACAUCCUUUCAGGACACCCCACAUGGACUCCUUCAGACCUCCUUUCCCCUUGCGCCCAUAUGGACCCAUUCCUGCACCCUUUGUGCAUGGGCCACCUCGGAGAGAUUUCCCCUCCAUGGGUCCACAUCCACCAUCACAUGGCGUACACGACUUCCCGCCUAAUUUCGGCGGACCUCAAGACUUGCCUUUUCAACCCCGGCCGUUCCUUCCUGGGCCCCCUGGCGCAACAGUUCCACCCUCUGUUGGUGCUCAUGGACCUGCUCCACCUACACCUCUUCAGCCUAGAGAAGGCCAAGAGAUGCCACGUGUCACCAGUGCACCACCUGAGCAGAGGGCUGUACAGGAUGCUCCUACAUCUACAGUAACACAAUCGUGAACAAUGAAUAACCAUGAACCAUUAAAUGAACCCACCGAGCUCAGUGCCGGACAUGACGGAGUUCUAUUAUUUUCCUACGUCUAACAUUUCAACAUGCGUAACUAUUAUUUUGGUUUUUGUUUUUUUUUGUUUGUUUUCUUUUUAAGCUUAUAGAAUGAAAGGGUUUCCCACACUCACUCCAGGCUCUGUCGCAGGAAUCUUAAAUGUGGAACUGUUCUGGAAAUCUGUAUUAAAUAAUCCUGUAACAAAAACACACUUUUCUUAUGGAAAUAUGGAGUGUAAAAAAACCUAAUUUGGCUGUUUUGUUUGUUCAGUUUGUGGAGAAUGACCACUUCUUAACCCUUACGGAUGCUUCUUGGUGAAUUGUGAGAUUUUUUAGAGACUAUCGAACUAUUGUGCUUCUUAACAUGAAUUAAAGCAGAGCAGAGAAUUACAUUUGUUUGGCCAAAGAAUUAAGACCUCGGGCUGUUUGACCCCCAAUAAUGAACAGAUGCUUAGCUGAUAUUUUGCUUUUGUUGCUGAGAUGCAUGAUGCAGCCUAAAUCAAAAUGCAUUGAAUACACAUUAUGCACAUUCUGUUCAGAGGCAUUUAGCGUGUAUUUUGAGUGUUUUUAUGAUUUCUUUUCCUAGUGAAAAGACCCACUUGCUGUCAUAUUGACAAACUAUUUGUUUCCUUUUCAUCCCUGUACAAUAAAACGAUCAUGAAUCUCA